This is a messenger RNA of Durusdinium trenchii, 528 nucleotides long. The record is from the annotation of a GenBank genome assembly. Lineage: Eukaryota; Dinophyceae; Suessiales; Symbiodiniaceae.
AUGCCGACUAAGUUAAGUUCGUACUGCAGAUCUCCUGGGGCCCGAGCGGAUGUGUAUUGCACCCCACCAGCAAGAGACCUCGUCCUCGUCAUGCCGAUGAGCUAUUCGAACUUCGAUGUGGAGACGCCCAAAGCAGUGGCGCAAAGGAAGGAGGAGGUGAAUGCAUUCCUGGAGCGCCACGCCUUUCCAGGGGUGAAUAGCUUGCGUGAUACCAGUGAUGUCUUUCAGCAUGUUCGUGUGAAGCAGCUAUAUCCUUUGGAUGUUGCCGAAGAACUAGGUGAUGAGAGGAUGAUGAGCUUGUUGAAAAUGUCAGGUGCCACGGAGCGUUCCCAGAGCUCUGGAAGCGCUGGAAGUGCUUUGGGUGGUUUGAGGAGUUUUUUCUCUCUACGCAGCGCGGCGUCCACAACAUCUACUAUGGCCAGUGUUUCCGAAGCACCAGUGCCACCACGGAGUUGUUUGGCCAAGAAGAAGGUGGACAACUUUGAUAUGGCAACGGAUGAGGAGAGUGUGGAGUCUGUGUGGGUUUGA